AUGACUGCCCUCCUGGUUCGAGUUUUGGGCAGAGUCUGUGACCGUGAAGACUCACCGCAGUCUGUGGUCAGAGUUUUGAUUGUCGUUGUCGACACGGACUUUUUGAGUUUUAUUGAACCAGUUGCUUCUCUGUUGUCAGGAGAGAAAAAGGAGAAGCACAAAAGCCAGCGGCAGAGGACAGACCAGGAAGCUCCUCCACCAAAUGACUUCAGAGAGAUUCCUAUUUUCCCAGAUGUAGCUGAAAUCACCACGAACACCGAGGCCUACCUCCGAGCCAACGUGGUACAUGGAAAGUAUCGAGACCUCAACCAUUAUUUGGACGUCCAGUUUUGCCUUCUGAGACAAGACUUUCUGGAACCACUGCAACAAGGCAUCGUGGAGUACGUGUCCGUUGCCCAGGCCAAAUUGGAAGACAUUCGUAUUUACCACGAUGUACGGGUUCAAUUUCCUCUUUGCACCAAUGACGGCAUCACUCACCGUAUAAGCUUUGAUGUCACCAAGUUCAGAAAGGUCAGAUGGCAAGCCACCAACAGGCUGACUUUCGGUUCUUUGGUUUGCUUGUCAAAGGACGACUUUCAGUCUGUCAUAUUUGCAACUGUAGCCAACCAAAAGCCUGAGGAACUUGAACAAGGCUUAGUCGAUUUGCGGUUCCAAGACGUGACCAGUGUAUCGGAAAUAAACUCCACGGAUUCGUUCAUCAUGGCAGAAUCGUCCGCCUACUUCGAAGCCUACCGCCAUGUUUUGCAAGGCCUGCAAGAAGUCCGAGGCAACAGCCUUCCUCUGCAGCGUUACAUCACUGAAGUCUCCUGUGAUGUGAAGCCUCCUCAGUACAUUCGCCAUUGUAGGUUUUCUGCCUAUGAUCUGUCGCCACUCACGCACACAGCAGAAGAAGUUGACAGGGAUGACGAGAGCAACCGUCAUAGUGAGAAGAAUUCUCAGCUUCGAACUGUCAAGGCUGCCCUGACGCAAGAAUUAGCGGUCAUCCAAGGACCGCCUGGAACUAGUAAAACCUACAUAGGUCUCAAAAUCGGUAAGGCUCUCCUACACAACAGUAAUGUAUGGAAUGAAGAUGAAGAAUCUAACCCCAUCCUUGUGGUCUGUUACACCAACCAUGCCCUUGAUCAGUUCCUUGAGGGGAUCAUGAAGUUCAAUCAAAAUAUCGUCCGUGUUGGAGGUAGGAGUAACAGUGAGGAUAUGAAGAACAAAAACCUCAACUUCUUGAAGAGAGAACAGAGACGUAGAAGGGAUGUUCAGCGUACAGUUCAUAUCCGAACAAGCAACAUCUUGAGAGAAAUGUACUCUCUUCGUCAGUGCAUGGAGGUUUCUCAGCGAAAAGUAGAAAGAAGCAUGAACGGCAUCAUCAAUGAGGACUAUCUGCAGCCGUUCAUGUCAAAAGAGCAUUAUGCAACUCUCACAGUUGAGUUUGUGAAUACAGGUUUCCACAGGCCUACACCUUGCAUACUGGAGUCACAAGAGGUUGGCAUGGCAGCGUUUAUGGGGGAAGAAAACGAACCUGAGGAGCCAGAGGAAGAGGAGCAAGAGGAAGAAGAGAUUGAAGUUGCCGAAGAAGCAGAUGCCAUAGCUGAUCAGCGCGUCCUGGACGAUGACGAUGAAGACAUGUUCCUCUUCGAAGAGGACCCCCAGGAAAACCACCUUGUCCUUGAUAUCGAACAAUUGGCCGCGGCUCAGCCUCUAGAAGGCGGAUGGCAGAUGCAACCUCAUCAAAAGAAGCGAAUGGAGAUUGUUCAGGAUAAGUAUGAGAACCUGUCACAGGAACUAAAGGAAGUCCGCGUGGAGGAAGACUUGUCUGUCCUCCGUCGUGCCAGUGUGGUAGGCAUGACAACAACUGGUGCUGCGAAGCAUCGGAAUGUCUUGCAACGAGUGGGUCCUAAAAUUGUGGUUGUAGAGGAAGCAGCAGAGGUUCUAGAAUCUCACAUCAUCACCACUUUGAGCGCCAAAUGUCAGCUCAUCCUUAUUGGCGAUCAUCAACAACUCAGACCAAAUCCCACCGUCUAUCGCCUAGCUAAGGAAUAUAAUUUGGACAUUUCUCUCUUCGAACGGAUGAUAAAUAAUGGUGUGCCGUGUCAGUCUUUAGUCCAGCAGCAUCGAAUGCGUCCUGAAAUCUCUACAAUCAUGAAAAACCACUUUUAUCCAGAGCUGAAGGACCACGAAAGUGUGCAGUCGUACCCGAGUGUUGCCGGAAUCAGAUCGGAUCUCUUUUUCCUCAGUCAUGACAUUGAGGAGCAAGAUGUCGACGACUCCCGUAGCAAGUCCAACAUUCAUGAGACAGAGGUCUUGGUAGCCUUGUGCAAGUAUCUAAUUCAACAGGGUCAGUAUCAGCCGACUCAGAUAACGAUCCUCACGACUUACGUCGGUCAGCUCUUCAACUUCAAACGGUGCAUGCCAAAAUCUGUCUUUAAUGGUGUUCGCGUCUGCGCUUUAGACAGUUUCCAAGGAGAGGAAAAUGACGUGAUCUUGCUGUCACUGGUUCGUAGUAAUCAAGAGGGCAACACUGGAUUUUUGAAGGUGUCUAAUUGUAUGUGUGUAGCGUUAUCCAGAGCACGGCAUGGCUUCUUUUGCAUCGGGAAUUUCCGAGCUUUGGCUCAAGGAAGCACGCUGUGGAAGAACAUUGUGCAAGAUAUGAAGGGGAGAGGUUUGUUUGGGAAACAUUUGAGUUUGGUUUGUCAUAAUCAUCCCGAAGCUAUCACGAGGGUCGCCAAAGGACAAGAUUUCCUCAGUGUACCCGAGGGUGGCUGCAACUUGGCUUGUGAAUUUCGACUUGAUUGUGGCCACAGCUGCGGUAUGCUGUGCCAUCCAACCGACCCUAAACACAAAGAGUACAGGUGUCUGAAGAAGUGUGAGAAGAUCCUUAAGUGUGGCCACAGAUGUCGACUGCUUUGCUUUCAGAAUUGCAGCAAGUGCAGUGAAAGAGUGGACAAAACCUUGCCACGCGGACAUCAGAAGACACUACCUUGUUAUCAGAACCCUGAUACAGCUAGGUGUUUGGAACGCUGUGAGAAAAGGCUUCAUUGUGGGCACAGAUGUCAACGACUGUGUGGAGAAGAGCCGUGCACGGAAGAAUGUCCUGAGAUAGCCUUCCGCAGUGACUGGCCUUGUGGACAUGCUGUGCAGGUAAAGUGCAGCGACGGUCCAGAGAAAUGUCCUAAGGAGUGUAGAGUGGUUCUGGAAUGUUCUCAUCCUUGUCAAGGUUCGUGUGGGGCUUGUAAGAGAGGCCGACUACACGUGCAGUGCAAACAUAAAUGCGAC
Acanthaster planci (crown-of-thorns starfish) is the source of this 3267-nucleotide messenger RNA. RefSeq names its product NFX1-type zinc finger-containing protein 1-like. Lineage: Eukaryota; Metazoa; Echinodermata; Asteroidea; Valvatida; Acanthasteridae. The record is from RefSeq and is a predicted model, not a curated record. Gene Ontology annotation, cellular component: nuclear RNA-directed RNA polymerase complex. Gene Ontology annotation, biological process: regulatory ncRNA-mediated heterochromatin formation.